AUGGCAGAUUCAAGUUCAAGUGUACCUCGAGGUGCUAGAAGAAACAAAAGACCAUGGACAACACAUGAAGAUGCAAAGCUAAUCGAUGCCCUCAUGGAUUUACAUACAUCGGGUAAGUAUUCAGGUGCAGAUAAUGGUUUCAAACCCGGAUAUCUCAAGGCAGUGGAACAAAUGUUGGAUGUAAGUCUCCCUACCUCGGGCUUGAAAGCGGAGCCCCAUAUCAAAUCAAGAAUGAAGACAUUGAAGGCGAACUUUAGCAUUGUGCACGAUAUGCUAGUCGGCACAAACACAAGUGGCUUUGGUUGGAAUUCUGAAACAUGUUGCAUUGAUGCAGAAGAACAAGUGUGGAAUGAGUACAUCAAGUCUCAUAAAGGUGCAGGUAGUUUUAGAGGCAAGCCAUUGCCAUUCUACGAAAAGCUUUGUACUAUCUUUGGUAAAGAUAGGGCUACUGGAUCUCAAGCCGUUGAUCUUGGAGAUGAAGAUAUUGUAGAAGAGAGGCCAUCCACACCAGUGACUUCCCCUAUUGAUGUUGAUACGGAGGCUCACGUGUCCAAUGGACCAACAAGUAGUGUUAGUAAUAAAAGAAAAAGAAGCAAGUGUUCUGAUGAUUUCAAUGAUACUUUUUGCGGAUGUUCCAUAGACUUGACAGAAAGUAUCGAAAAAUCCAUCAAUAGGUUGGGUGACAAAAUUGUUGAAAGUGCUAAUCAAGACUGUAACAAAACUGGUAGUAUAUUGGAUCAAGUUAUUUUGGAGAUACAAAAUUUGCCUAACAUCACUUGGAAUGAACGUGUGAAAGGUAUGCAUAUUAUCGGUCAAAAUCAAAGUAUGGCUAAGAUAUUUCUAUAG
This is a messenger RNA of Erigeron canadensis, 846 nucleotides long. RefSeq lists its product as uncharacterized. Lineage: Eukaryota; Viridiplantae; Streptophyta; Magnoliopsida; Asterales; Asteraceae. The transcript is spliced from 2 exons. The coding region runs from base 1 to 846 and encodes 281 amino acids. The record is from RefSeq and is a predicted model, not a curated record.